AAUGUUUGCUUUCUUGGCAUCACUGGAGGCAUUUGCACCGAUCGUAGCAACACUGGUGUUCAAUAAUCUGUAUCCUGUAACACUCCACUUCAUGCCUGGAUUCUGCUAUAUUGUCUGUGCGCUACUGUGCCUCAUAACCAUAAUAAUUGCAAUAUGGCUCUACAUGGACAUGAAGGCUGAGCCAGAGUAUGACAUUAUGGAGGAAGAAGACAGGGGGAAUGAAGCAAUUGGAAAAGAUGAUGGUAUAGAAAAUGGGGCAGACGCGAGUGUAUGUAAUGCACCCUCAAUCCAAGAUGCAGGUAUUACGCAUGCAGUAGUACUAGUAGCACACGAGAGGUCUAAUCUUUCCAGUGGAGGUCCAUCAUACGAUGCAAUGAAUGGCAUGCCAGAUGUGUACUAGUGCAUUCUAUCAACUGCAUGGCUGGACUAGACUUUUUUCUGAGUGAGUGUUGGCUUUGUAUCUGCUAACAGUAACAUGUUUUUAUGAUAAUUUCAAUACGUUUAUAGUAUUUCCGCUUGAUUACUUGUAGUUGUAGCCUUUAAUACAGACUUGCAUGAUGAUUAAAGGGAUAGUAGACUCUG
This is a messenger RNA of Priapulus caudatus, 582 nucleotides long. RefSeq lists its product as uncharacterized. Gene Ontology annotation, biological process: transmembrane transport. Bases 2 to 400 code for a protein of 132 amino acids. Gene Ontology annotation, cellular component: membrane. The record is from RefSeq and is a predicted model, not a curated record. The transcript has 2 exons. Gene Ontology annotation, molecular function: transmembrane transporter activity. Lineage: Eukaryota; Metazoa; Priapulida; Priapulimorpha; Priapulimorphida; Priapulidae.